AUGGCGUUUCCGGCAGGCCGAUUCAGCGCGGGACUUUUUGCACCCGCAAAUGACUGUCAUGAUUGGCAGAUCUCACCACCCACCAAACUGGAACCGGUUUUCUUUCGCCAGCGACACGCGCUUCCCGUCAUGUACGGAUUUGCGCAAGUGGCUGGACUUCAUACCCCUGUACAUAGCCAGUACCAUGCGAUACAGGCCAUAUUCGGCCCUACUGACCCAGCGGAUGCUGGGAAAGAAAAUAAAAAAGAAUACAAGAAAUUCCGGUUACGCACAGGCCGCGCAUAUCGUCAGGGCCGUUCCACCCAGCUCGCGCCUGGGCCAGACAGUAGGAGAUCCUAUGGAGCACGGGAGUAUACGGCUUCAAGCGAGUGUUCUGACAGAAAUGUACGGAUCCACAAGUUAACGACUCCUGUUGUCCAGAGAUCGGUCGUGGAUACUAUAUCCGCGCCGCACCGUCGACCUCCUCUUCUCAGGUACUUCUGUGAAGUGGUGAUCGAUAUCGGACUUGCCGAGUUGUCGCCACCAUCAGCUGACUGCCCUUUGUGCAGAAAAGAUAUGCACCAGGCCAACAUCAUGGAUGACACAAUAUACAUAACAAAGAGGCAAAUAGGAUACACCAGAGACAUGUACCAACAAAUUACGAUAGACGAAAAUUGGGAAGAAUCAAAUGGCGGAUCUAGAGAGAUGUGCCCCGAACUAGUGCCGGUGGCAGGUGGACCAAUAGCAAGCUACAGAUACUAUCCGUACCAGGACGAUCUACCGACUGGGAAGCUUUGGCUUGCGCAUGGCCCACGGGACUGGAGACGAAGGAGUGGGCUAAGUUGA
Molecule: messenger RNA, 825 nt
Organism: Aspergillus niger
Lineage: Eukaryota; Fungi; Ascomycota; Eurotiomycetes; Eurotiales; Aspergillaceae
Exons: 6
Coding region: 1-825 (274 amino acids)
Source: RefSeq, a predicted model, not a curated record